AUAACCUAUUUCGACAUCAAAUGUCAAUAUAAAUAAAAAUUUCAGAAAUGAAGGAAAAGAAAUGAUAUUCAAAUCGACAAAUUCGAUAUAUUGAUGAAGAAGAGCUAACAUAAAAAAUUCAAAAUGACUAUUCUAUCUUCUAUUCUGAGAACAGUCUCUCGAAAAGUAUCUCGAGGUAUGGAAUAUGCCAGUAUCAAUAAAAGACAUAAAACAGCGGGAAUGAUAGUUAUUGGCGAUGAAAUUUUGAAAGGACAAGUUACGGACACUAACUCACCAAUAAGUUGUAAAAUUUUACAUGACCUAGGAGUUAAAAUGAAGAAGAUUUCAGUUGUAGGCGAUAAUAUUACUGAUGUUAGUGAUGAAGUUGCCCUUUUCUCAUCUUCAUUUGACUAUGUUAUAACCACAGGAGGAAUUGGUCCCACACAUGAUGACAUCACAUUCGAAGGAGUUGCCCAAGCCUUCAACGAGCCCUUAGUAAUUAACACUGAAAUUCAAGCAUUAUGUGAAAAAUAUAAUCAUGAAUGUUCAAAAAUUAAACUAUCAAGAAUACCAAAAUCAGCAAAGUUGAAAUUCUACCGUGACCUGAAGUUUCCUGGAAUAAGUGUCAAGAACGUAUUCAUAUUCCCAGGAAUACCAGAGUUUUUCCAAAAAGCUUUUCAAGUUGUAGCCCAAGAUUCAUUCCUUUGUAAUGGUCGGUUCUUUUCCAAGGCUGUAUAUUUGAAUGCAUCUGAAGAACAAAUUUUGAAAGAUUUGAAUUCCCUAGUUGCACUAUGCCCAGCUGUUGAAUUUGGAUCCUAUCCAAAAAUUAAUGAUGAAUACUACAAGGUGAAGAUAACAAUCGAAUCCUCAGAUGAAGAAGCUACCAACGAGGCUUAUACAAAAUUAUUGGAAUUGCUUCCAAAACAGGUGGUCGUUGAUGUCAAGUUUUGAAGUAGAGAUUUAUUUUCGAUGUAAAUAAUUAUUUAUUUAGUUUUAUGAAAAAUGGAAAGAAUAUGGUCCAAAAAUGAAAACUUCUAAAAAUAUAGAGUAUAGUCUGUCAAAGUAAUAGUUCCUAAGUCAUUUAGAAAUGAAUAUCCAGUUUUAUUAAAAUUCUGACUGAUGA
Harmonia axyridis is the source of this 1102-nucleotide messenger RNA. RefSeq names its product FAD synthase-like. The transcript is spliced from 6 exons. Lineage: Eukaryota; Metazoa; Arthropoda; Insecta; Coleoptera; Coccinellidae. The record is from RefSeq and is a predicted model, not a curated record. The coding region runs from base 124 to 930 and encodes 268 amino acids.